Molecule: messenger RNA, 1291 nt
Organism: Wyeomyia smithii (pitcher-plant mosquito)
Lineage: Eukaryota; Metazoa; Arthropoda; Insecta; Diptera; Culicidae
Gene: toy
Product: paired box protein Pax-6
Exons: 5
Coding region: 157-1059 (300 amino acids)
Biological process (GO): anatomical structure development; regulation of transcription by RNA polymerase II
Molecular function (GO): DNA-binding transcription factor activity, RNA polymerase II-specific; RNA polymerase II cis-regulatory region sequence-specific DNA binding
Source: RefSeq, a predicted model, not a curated record
UCGUCUCGGGUGGAAGGUACGUGAAAUGCGCCCCCACUCGCCGUUCGCUGUCAUCGUCGUCGAUUGAGCAUGUGCGUUACACAUGCGCAGGGUGAGCCCCCCGGCUCUGCCUGCAUGUAGGCAGCACAUUUGCAGCUCGCCUUUGCACCAGCAAAAAUGCAAAUCCAGAGCAACAUUCAGAGUGUCAAUUCGAUCUUCGGCUGCAACGCAUCCGGCCACAGCGGCAUCAACCAGCUGGGUGGGGUCUACGUGAACGGAAGGCCCUUGCCGGACUCGACGCGCCAAAAAAUCGUCGAGUUGGCCCAUUCGGGUGCUCGACCAUGCGACAUUUCCCGUAUUCUACAAGUAUCCAACGGGUGCGUCAGUAAGAUCUUGGGUCGCUACUACGAGACGGGUUCGAUCAAGCCGCGCGCCAUCGGCGGCAGCAAACCCCGAGUGGCAACGGCUGCCGUUGUCGCUAAAAUCUCCGACUACAAGGCCGAAUGUCCCAGUAUCUUUGCGUGGGAGAUUCGGGACCGGCUGCUGUCGGAAGGAGUUUGCAAUAAUGAUAAUAUUCCCAGCGUUUCAUCGAUCAAUCGAGUCCUGCGUAACCUGGCCUCCAACAAGGAGACAUCAUCCCAAAGCAAUGAUACGGUUUAUGAGAAGAUCAAGCUGUUCAACAACACCAGCAGCCACUGGACCUGGUGCCAGAACAUUGGCGGCGGCCAGUUUAACUUUUCAUCCCAUCCGAUUUCGCAUCUGUCGCUGAAGAGCUCGGCAGAUCCCCAGCAGCAGUCAAAGCCUGUUAAUUGCUGUUUAGAGGAAAUGAGCGACAAAUACUCCUCGGAGGACGACGAAGACUCGGAGCUGCGGCUAAAGUUGAAGCGUAAACUGCAGCGCAACCGGACUUCUUUUACCAACGAGCAAAUCGAGAAUUUAGAAAGAGCAGAAUUCGAGCGGACUCACUAUCCGGAUGUUUUCGCCCGGGAGCGUCUCUCCGAGCGGAUUCAGCUGCCGGAGGCGAGAAUACAGGUAAUGCAGGGUUUUUCAGGUGAGCCAGUGUCCGUCUCGGUGUGGUAAGUAUUAUUCCGGGACGUGGCUCUUGCCUGGCAGGUAACUUUGUUUUCUUGUGGAUUUCAAUUUUUUUAAAUGGCAAACUAGCAACACUGUUAUAUGAGGCUUUGGAAGCCGCGGAGAGUAUGUAUUUGUUUAGGUGCUGAACGAGAGGACUGCUUCAGCCCAGCAUGUUUCAUUGAAGUAGGUAAUUUGAAGAGGUAAUUACAAGAUAGAAAUAAACUUUUGAAAAACUGGA